This is a messenger RNA of Anopheles nili, 510 nucleotides long. RefSeq lists its product as uncharacterized. The record is from RefSeq and is a predicted model, not a curated record. The annotation marks the transcript as partial. The transcript has a single exon. NCBI's taxonomy places the organism in Eukaryota, Metazoa, Arthropoda, Insecta, Diptera, Culicidae. Gene Ontology annotation, molecular function: chitin binding. Gene Ontology annotation, cellular component: extracellular region.
CAGCAGCAACAACUGCAACAGCAGCAACAGCAGUUGCAACAACAGCAGCAACUGCAGCAGCAGCAGCAACUGCAGCAGCAGCAGCAACAACUACAACAACAACAACAACAGCAACAAAAUCACCAGAUUCACGAGCAGCAACAGCAGGUUGUGCCCGUUCCUAUGCAAAGACCAUCAGCAAUUCAAAAGCCACCUCAACGUCCUCAGAUUCGCGAACAACCGUCAAACGUGAACCGUCGACCGGAGGUGCAACACGGAUCGGCCUAUGAUGAAGACGAUGACGAGGACGUGCGUGUCUACGAGAAGCCAGUUAUUCGAGUUGACUCACGUUGUCCUCGUACCGAUGAUCCGGCCAAACCGGUGCACUUCCCGAGCACCACCAGUUGUGUAAAGUUUCAGAAGUGCUAUAAUGGUAUCGCCUACGAGAUGAGUUGCCCACUUGGGCUGGAGUUUGAUUCAUUGAGUAACCGCUGCGAAUAUGCAGCUCAGGCAAACUGUUCAAUUCGGUAA